GGUAUAGAUCGUUGUCUCAUCAUUUAUUCCGCUAUUACCAACAGAGGGCGCGAAGUGUAAAAUUAAACAAACUUUGAUUACGUAAACUUCUCAAAAACUUUCGAGCAAAAUGGAUGAACUAAACCAACUAUUUAGAGAAAUGAAAAAUGAGUUUAGUCAAAAACUAAAUGCGAUCGAGUCGCGCAUUGCGAGCUCAGAGGAUAAAAUAACAUCACAAAUUACCACUCACAUGAAUAAAAAAUUCGAAGGUCUAAAUAAAGAGAUGGAAAAUAUACGGUCGGAAUUAGAAAACCAGGACAAAAGACUGAGCGCUAUAGAGAAACAAAACGUUCAAAGAAACUUGGUGUUUUUUGGUGUUGAAGAAAGCGAAAGAUCAUACUUCCAACUUGAAGAAAAAAUAUUGGACAUUUUAAAUAAUAAAAUCAAAAUAAAGACAGAAGUUCUAGAAAUACAAUCAGUUAAAAGGUUUGGAAAUAUAGAAAACAAACCACGACCUGUCUCGGUGUCCCUAACCACAAUGGGCAAAAAAAUACAAAUACUAAAACAUAAAAAAUCCCUCCAAGGAAGUAAAAUUUAUAUCCAGGAGGAAUUUCCAAAAAAAGUUUUAGAAAUAAGGAGAGAACUAAAAAAUAAACAGAAAUUUGAAAUAGAGAAAGGUAACAUAGCCUAUUUGAAGUAUGACAAGCUCAUCGUGAAGGAUAAAAAAGAGACCACGCAUAACAAACGACAGCUCUCGGAAUCACCGAUAUACGCUGAAACAACCCCAAACGUGUCAACUUACCCACAACAGCCCUCACAGCGCCAAUCUCACAAGAAAUAUAGAGCAAAUACUUCUAUAAAAUCUUAUAUGACACGACCCGAAAUUGCAUGAGAAUUACGAGGCCCCCUCCAGACUUCCGAAACAACGUCAAACACAGAAGAUUAUAACAUAAUAAAUUCACUCCCAAGCCGGCUGGUCCCCGAGGGAGUUGCAGACCGAAACCCUCCAGAAGAAUUAUUUACCGGAAAUGAACCAAAACCGGAAACCAAUACUCUCUACAUUGCUACCUACAACGUUCGCAGUCUCUCUUCAUAUGAACGCCUGAUAGAGCUGGACACAGCUUUAAAGAAAAUAAAAUUCGACGUGAUAGGACUUUCCGAAGUUAAACGCCUAGGAAAUACAAUAGAAGAAUAUGAAAAUUUUAUAUUAUACUACAUAGGCAACACACCUGGCUUACAUGGAGUCGGCUUUAUUGUAAAGAAAUACCUUAAAAAGUAUAUCACAAGCUU
Messenger RNA from Maniola jurtina (meadow brown), 1269 nucleotides. RefSeq lists its product as uncharacterized. The record is from RefSeq and is a predicted model, not a curated record. The transcript is spliced from 3 exons. Bases 110 to 871 code for a protein of 253 amino acids. Lineage: Eukaryota; Metazoa; Arthropoda; Insecta; Lepidoptera; Nymphalidae.